This is a messenger RNA of Heterocephalus glaber (naked mole-rat), 896 nucleotides long. The record is from RefSeq and is a predicted model, not a curated record. NCBI's taxonomy places the organism in Eukaryota, Metazoa, Chordata, Mammalia, Rodentia, Bathyergidae.
CUCAAAAGUCGCCCUGGGAUCUCCCGGCCUCGUUCAGUCCCCGGAUCUUUUAAGUCCCAGCUGACCGCGGGGCCCUGGACGCGCCACCAUGGACCUGGGGUUGGCUGGCCGCUGCGCACUGGUCACCGGCGCCGGCAAAGGCAUCGGGCGCAGCACGGUCCAGGCUCUGUCUGCGGCGGGUGUGCGCGUGGUGGCUGUGAGCCGGACACAGGCCGACCUGGACAGUCUAGCUGCCGAGUGUCCCGGGGUAGAGCCUGUGUGCGUGGACCUGGGAGACUGGGAGGCCACAGAGCGAGCACUGAGCCGCGUGGGCCCCGUGGACCUGUUGGUGAACAAUGCCGCCGUGGCACUGCUGCAGCCUUUCCUGGAGGUCACCAAGGAAGCUUUUGACAUGUCUUUCGAUGUGAACCUGCGGGCUGUCAUCCAGGUGUGCCAGAUUGUGGCCAGGGGCAUGAUAGCCCGGGGAGUGCCAGGGGCCAUUGUGAAUGUCUCCAGUCAGUCCUCCCAGCGUGCACUCACCAACCACAGUGUCUACUCCUCCACCAAGGGUGCCCUGGACAUUCUGACCAAGGUGAUGGCUCUAGAACUCGGGCCCCACAAGAUCCGUGUGAAUGCAGUAAACCCCACAGUUGUGAUGACGCCCAUGGGCAAGUCCAACUGGAGUGACCCCCACAAGGCCAAGGUCAUUCUGGACCGCAUCCCACUUGGCAGAGGUGGAGAAUGUGGUGGAUGCCAUCCUCUUCCUGCUGAGUGACCGAAGUGGCAUGACCACAGGGUCCACUCUGCCAGUCGAUGGUGGUUUCCUGGUCACCUGAGUUGCCUCCAGCCACACAUACUUCUACCCCAUGCUGAGCCCACCCCCACUCUUAACCCUCAAUAAACCUGACUCUUCUGCC